GGUAAGUUCAUGCCGAUUUUGCUGUGACAUACAUGCCAGACGCCAGUUAUCCACAUACGUUUUCUCUUCUUACAAGUUACAAUCUUCUCUCUCCUCCCUUCAUCUUGUCAAUUUCAUUGUUCUUGCAUUAGCGAUCUCUUUGCUACUAUAUUACCCCGUAUUUCCUCUCUUUCUGCAAUCUACGUCUACCCGUAAAUGAUGAAGUUCAGAAGGGAAAAUAUUGCAGGUUACAAGCUUUCAAGACAGAGCUGACCAAUAUAGUUGUAGUAUACUCCUAACACGAAACUCACUUAAUAGCAGCCAAUUUUAGAUGAUAACUGCUGGUUGCAGCUUGUGAAGGCUGUAUUUAAGAAUGUUGAUAAUUUUUUUGUUGAUGACUUGCAAUGAAAACUGGAAGUUCUACACUUCUUUGUCUUUUAUGAUGAACGUAUGCUCUGACGGAUGUUAUCAGCCAAGUAAAAAACACUGUGUUGAAAACAGUUUAGAAACCUCUACCAGGAGGUUAGAAGUCCAUUGAGAAAAAUUUAUCUGCAGUGCUGUAAAUUUCACAAUGGAAAAAUACAAGAUACUGAAAGAACUUGGGGAUGGAACAUGCGGAAGUGUAUAUAAAGCCAUUAAAACGACAACAAAUGAGAUUGUUGCAGUGAAGAAAAUGAAGAGAAAAUUUUACAACUGGGAUGAGUGCAUAAAUCUGCAAGAAGUGAAGUCCCUUUGUAAACUGAGUCAUCCUAAUAUCAUCAAGUUGAUAGAGAUUGUCAGGGAGAAUAAUGAGCUAUUCUUCGUGUUUGAGUACAUGGAAAACAAUUUGUACCAAACAAUGAGAGAACGAAAACGAUAUUUUUUAGAGGAGGACAUCAGGGGGCUGUUGUCUCAGUUGGUGCAGGGACUUGCUCAUAUACACAGAAACGGAUACUUUCAUAGGGAUUUGAAGCCCGAGAAUUUACUUGUAAUGAAUGACACAAUGAAAAUUGCUGACUUUGGACUCGCAAGAGAAGUUUCUUCGAUGCCUCCUUUCACAGAUUAUGUUUCCACACGCUGGUACCGUGCCCCAGAAGUCUUGUUACAAUCCUGCUCAUAUACACCUGCCAUAGAUAUGUGGGCUGUUGGCGCAAUACUUGCUGAGCUUUUCACUUUGUGCCCUCUUUUUCCUGGUGAAAGUGAAAUUGAUCAGUUACACAAGAUAUGCUGUGUUCUUGGAACUCCAGAUUGGAAUGCCUUUCCUGAAGCGAGAAACAUCUUUCGUCUGGUUGACAUUAGUUACCUACGUAUUCUGCCGGUAAAUCUAUCUGAUGUCAUUCCCAAUGCAAGCAUGGAAGCUAUUGAUUUGAUCCAGCAACUAUGUUCAUGGGAUCCAUUAAGGAGGCCAACCGCUGACCAGUGCUUGCAGCAUCCCUUUUUUCAUGCUCGGAUAUGGAUUCCACGCUCAUUGGGUGGUCCAGUGCAGAUGAUGUCAAGUAAUGACGGAUCAGAACCAAAUCUUGAGUUGAACCUUUGGGAUUUUGGUAUGGAAAGAGAUGACUGUUUUCUUGGGUUGACAUUGGCAGUCAACCCAACUUCUUCUAGAAAGGAAAGAGAAACUAAAGAUCAAGCUGCAGUAAAGGACAUGCUGUUAUGCUCAGGUUUCCAGGAUUGUUCACAGCAAUCAGUAGUCUGGUCACUGCUUCCUUCUGAUCAGCAUGGAAUCUUAGCUCCAAUGGAACCUUCCUUGUCAUUAUCAUUCAGUUCAGUUCAACGGGGAAAGAUUGGUGUUCCAUACACUGCAAGAUUGGCAUCUAUGUAGACUAGCAUUUCGACCGUUCCUAACUGGCCAUGUCGUCACCCCCCUAUAGGACACACAUUCUCUUUAAGAGCAACACCAUCAUACACGUUGGAGGAUAAGAUUCUCUUAGGUUGAAUAGUUAUGGCUAAAAUACCUGAACAAUUUUUUCAUCUAAAAGGAGAUUUUCGUUCAUGUAUUUUAGUUAUAACUAUUCGAGCCCUUCUGGUAAAAGUUAUUUGGUUGAAAUAGGCUGAAUCUUUGUGUUAUUGGGCAUUUCUAGGUCUAACACCAGUCCACUUCCACUGAUCUCAAUUUUGUACAAAAGACUGUUUUGAUAUGUAUUUGGUCCAUGGCUACGUAUAACCAUUCUUUAUUGUCUCAUACUUCGUAUUAUUUGUAGCCUUGUAGGCAACUCCAUGUCUCCAUGGUACAUUAUCUAUGUAAAUCCCAACUAGUAUUGCACCUGUGCGAUGCACGGUGCGUGAAUUGUGGUUGGGAUGUAAAUAUCGUUAUGGAUAAAAUAUAAUUGGAUACAAGUUAAUUAUGAACAUUAGAUAUAAGAAAUAAAU
This is a messenger RNA of Cuscuta europaea, 2328 nucleotides long. Lineage: Eukaryota; Viridiplantae; Streptophyta; Magnoliopsida; Solanales; Convolvulaceae. The record is from the annotation of a GenBank genome assembly.